ACCAUAGAAUCAUCAUCACAUGAAUCAAUCUCUCUCACCAGACUCAGCUCCAAACAAAAGAGAGAGAUGCAGACCCGGUUCGCAGUCCUAACCCGAACCCUGAAGUCCACGACCCGAUCCUUCUCGUCCUCCUCCCAGACCUCAACCACCGCGUCCUCCCAAUUCCCGCCAACUCUCGCGGGCCUCCGCGCCCGCCUCGCCGCCGAGUCCUCCACCCUCACCGAAUUCGUCGGCGGCGAAGAUCCGUACUCCGUCGAGGUCGGGACGAAGAAGAAGCCGCUGCCGAAGCCGAAAUGGAUGAAGGAGUCGAUCCCCGGCGGCGAGAAGUACACGCAGAUUAAGAAGAAGCUCCGGGAGCUGAAGCUCCACACCGUCUGCGAGGAGGCCAAGUGUCCCAACCUCGGCGAGUGCUGGUCCGGCGGCGAAACCGGCACCGCCACCGCCACGAUCAUGAUUCUCGGCGACACGUGCACGCGCGGUUGCAGGUUUUGUAACGUGAAGACUUCGAGGACGCCGCCGCCGGCGGACCCGAAUGAGCCGGCGAAUGUGGCGGAGGCGAUUGCAUCGUGGGGGUUGGAUUACGUGGUGAUUACUAGCGUGGACAGAGAUGAUAUGGCUGAUCAAGGGAGUGGACAUUUCGCCGAGACGGUGAUCAAGUUGAAGACACUCAAACCUAAUAUGCUGAUCGAGGCUUUAAUUCCUGAUUUUCGAGGGGAUUCAGUUUGUGUCAAGAAAGUUGCGACAUCAGGACUAGAUGUCCUUGCUCACAAUAUUGAGACUGUGGAAGAGCUUCAGAGUGCAGUAAGGGAUCAUCGCGCAAAUUUCAAGCAAUCUUUAGAUGUUUUGAUGAUGGCUAAAGAGUAUGCUCCGGCUGGGACACUGACAAAGACUUCAGUAAUGUUGGGGUGUGGGGAAACACCUGAUCAAGUUGUGAAGACAAUGGAGAAGGUGAGAGCAGCUGGCGUUGAUGUGAUGACAUUCGGUCAAUACAUGCGGCCAUCAAAGCGCCAUAUGCCUGUGUCUGAAUACGUCACUCCUGAGGCUUUUGAUAAGUAUCGAGAGAUAGGCAUGGAAAUGGGUUUCCGGUAUGUGGCAUCUGGUCCGAUGGUCAGGUCGUCAUAUAAAGCAGGUGAAUACUACAUCAAAUCUAUGAUAGAGGCCGAUCGGGCUGCAUCCUCGCACCCUUCUGCUGCAUGAUGAGUGACUUUCUUUCCUACGUACAACUAUUUUCAUGUCUGUAUUUUCAUAAAGUAUCAAUCUGUAUUCUUUCCCCUUGCUUGGCUCAGUCUUUAUUGUACAAGUAAUGAUUAUACAGGCCGAAGCUUACAUGGGCUUGACACUGUUCGAGCUGUAUACUCACCUCAUUGUAAUUACCAGAUAUUGCUCCCCCUCUCCAUUGGGGUUUCGUUUUACUCUGA
This is a messenger RNA of Argentina anserina (silverweed cinquefoil), 1418 nucleotides long. RefSeq names its product lipoyl synthase, mitochondrial. Gene Ontology annotation, molecular function: lipoate synthase activity; 4 iron, 4 sulfur cluster binding. The coding region runs from base 67 to 1197 and encodes 376 amino acids. The record is from RefSeq and is a predicted model, not a curated record. Gene Ontology annotation, cellular component: mitochondrion. Gene Ontology annotation, biological process: lipoate biosynthetic process. The transcript is spliced from 4 exons. NCBI's taxonomy places the organism in Eukaryota, Viridiplantae, Streptophyta, Magnoliopsida, Rosales, Rosaceae.